GGGAAGUUUUCGUGAUUUUUCCUAGAUUAGAUAACAAAAAAGGGUCGGGGCGUAGGGUUUCCUCGCUAAAAACCAAAGCAGAAAUCGGGAAUGGGUGGCGGCACAUCAUUCGAAAGACUCCUACCGCACGCGGCAAUUCGAAAUACUGUUGGCCAGUGGCAGCCCACCCGCUGAAAGACCCUGAAAACCGUGUGCUCCGCCUGGCUCGCUCGCGCAAUCACUCGUGCAAAUUGCAAAACCCAUCAACCAUCGUCCUGCCCCUAACUUAUUUGUUUCUUCUUGUUCCCUGCAUCUAUAUCUUAUGCUAGAAAUGAUUGUAGUAAAUGCAACUAUAUCCCUUCCCCUAUCAAACUAUCAAAUCAUUUAAAACUGCUCAUCAUCUAACCACCGAGUGCUGUUUGAAAUAAUGUGCAGAGGGUCUCAAGGUAUCGAAGAGCGAGAGCCCUUGAAGAUCAAAGCUUUUCACGUACAUUUAUCGUUCUCCAUCACCACCAACUUGCUUCAGAUCAAGAAACCGGCCUUCUUGUAUGAUUCUCUAACCCUGCAUUUCCUUCCUCGAAUCAAUGGUGCUUCCUUGGAGAUCGAGGGGUCGAGCCUUCGUCCCGAUACCCCUGGCUUUAUUACACUGCACCCACUUGUAUCUUCUUCGGCCGCCGCCCAUCAUCAUCAUCAUCAGUACGGUAGUAGGGAGAGAGUGAGGGUUAGCGAAGGCUCCCGCUUUGAGAUCUACGCUAGUGAUGAUGUCAAGUUGUUGAAGGGAACUUUUAGGAAGGACGGCGAUCGCGAUAAUGAGGAUCCGCGGGGAGUAGCGGAUGUCAAUAAGUGGAAAUUGGAUUGUAGGUGCCAGUUGGAGUUGGAGGAGGAUUCUCAUUUUCUGCGGGAGGCUGAGGUGUGCGUUGAGGUGGAAGGACGCGGGGUGGGGUCCAUGAUCAGCGACAAGGUGGCGAUGGUACUCCCCAGGAGAAGGGGAAGGCGGCACUGUUUUGAAUGGUUGGAGGAGAUUCCUGAGGAGAGGGAAGUUGAUGAAUCUGAUGGCGGCGGCUGCUGCUGCUGCUCCUCCUGCGGUUCUGAUGAUGAGAAAGCCGGGAGGGACGAGAGUGUCGGGGACCGGCGGAUGGACGACGGUACUUGUAGUACGGAUACAGUUACAGUACCAGAAGCAGAAGGAGGCGGAUAUUGGGCCGCUGUGGAAGGUGUUUGGAUUUGGGUCAUGUGCUUGGGUGGUGUUGCCUACUUGCUUUCUAAAACUUCUUCCACCCGGGUCCUUGCUAGAACCACAAGGCAAAACGGAUUAUCGUUUUUCAACAAAAUCAAAUACUAGUGGUAGUAGUAGAAUUUACUAAUUUCCUGGUUACUUUCCGAUUUGUUUAUUUUUAUUUUGACUUUCCCCGCUUUUUGGUGAGUGUAUAGCAUCCAGAAACGCGGCAAAGACGAUUAUUUCGUGGAUUUGCAUUUGUCCAGUUCUCUGUGGGUCGACCCUGUUCUUCUCUCUCUUCUGGGAAUGGCAGGCCUCGGACAUUAAGUCAUUUUGAAUGGCAGUUGGAUUAACAGGAGUUCCAAUAAU
Coffea eugenioides is the source of this 1564-nucleotide messenger RNA. RefSeq lists its product as uncharacterized. Lineage: Eukaryota; Viridiplantae; Streptophyta; Magnoliopsida; Gentianales; Rubiaceae. The record is from RefSeq and is a predicted model, not a curated record. The coding region runs from base 407 to 1321 and encodes 304 amino acids. The transcript has a single exon.